Aspergillus eucalypticola CBS 122712 is the source of this 2133-nucleotide messenger RNA. RefSeq lists its product as uncharacterized. Gene Ontology annotation, cellular component: cytoplasm. Gene Ontology annotation, biological process: mitochondria-nucleus signaling pathway; negative regulation of transcription by RNA polymerase II; regulation of nitrogen utilization. Lineage: Eukaryota; Fungi; Ascomycota; Eurotiomycetes; Eurotiales; Aspergillaceae. The transcript is spliced from 2 exons. The record is from RefSeq and is a predicted model, not a curated record. Bases 185 to 1942 code for a protein of 585 amino acids.
GCAGAACCCAAACUUGGAGGCGUUACUCUCAGUAACCUUGGAGGAUCGAAGAGGUCUAUUUCGCAACUUCUCGCGCCGAACGACCACGCUUGGGGGAGACGGCGACCCCGAAACUACACUCCUAAGGGGAAGAAAAGAAUCGUUUGAGGAACUUCAACAUAUUCGAAAUUGUGGCGUUGUUAGAAUGGCUUCGCGUUUUUCAACCCCCGUUCUGACGGUGGAUACGGCCAAGAUCCAUAAGGUCGACACAGCCAAUGCGCAAAGUCUUCAUGGCAUGUGGAUGGUCUUUUCGAAAUGUGCCGACUAUAUGGAGGAAGGCCGACGUCUGGAAAACCUGAGCUGGCGACUCUGGACACGUGAGACCUUCUGUGUGGAGCCGGAGACCUCUAGCACUACCUCAGUUUUGCCACUCCUUCGUUCCGAAGCUGGGGAUUUGCCAGAACUUUCCGCGAGUGUCGAAUCGGCGGCGUCGGAGCAAGCUGAGCGGAUAGAGCAUCACAUUAAACGCCCGAAGUGCUUGGACUAUAAGCCGGCGGUGGUGCGUGAGGAUUCUAUGGCCAGCCUCGCUCGCGGAAAGGAAAAGCAUAUUACAUCUUUAGGUUUGGAACGGAUGGUGCUGAACAUUAAGGAGAAGAAACACCUUGAACCCAUUUCCACCGUCAUGUCGACAGUCGAGCCCCCUGUUGUCGAUAUCACACCACGUCCUUCGACCCCUACUCCCGCCACCCCUCCUUCUGUCUCUACUGCGAGGCGGACGCCAACCCCGCCCCCAUACCCUCUCAGCCAACAACCGAACCAGUCCACUGAGUCUUGCUCGACUACUGCGCCCGAAUGCAAUGAUAGCGAUAACAAUGGCAAUACCGCCGGGUCUGAUACUAGCGUUUCUUCGUCCGGCAUUCUUACCCGAUCCGAAUUGAUCAAGUCGCCAAGCAUCGUCCGCGGAUUCUCUCCCUCUGUCAUCUCUUCGUCAUACCGGUCGCAACCUAGAUUGGCUGCCGAACCUGGCCCGGCCAAACCUCCAGCACAGCUCAAGCCCACUCCCUUCAAGAAGAAGGGCGGCAUGUUCACUCUCGGAGGCUCGUCGGGUGACGACGAUGAAAGCUCUUUCGAGGAUCGCAUGGCAAUGCAAGGGCCCCAUCGCAGUUCUCUUUCUGAUGAAUUGAGUAAGCCUUCGGCUAGUGGCCAGGAUCUCAGGAAAAAGGUGGCUUCCUUCAGGGACCAGAAUGAAAUCAUCAAGCCCAUCCGUGAACGUGCUAUGGAUAACGAAGAUGCCGUCGAAACAGACGAUGAGGUUUCUGAGAGUGCUAUCGAGGACUCGGACUCGGACUGGGAAGAUUCGAUCACGGAAAGCGGCCGAUCCAGUGUUGAGGAGAAGGAACUCUUCCAGCGUGUGGAUUCCCGGCCCAACCUUGUUUCGCGUCGCUCCCUUCUCACCAUGAUGAUGCAUCAGCCUACUAAGAUGGGAGCUCCGACCCGGUCUAGUCCAGCCCUCCAACGCUCGCGUCUCACUUCCCCCAACGGUCCCUCGAUCCCUGCAUCGCCGCCUGAGGACGAUGAUGAGAACUUGACGAUGCGUGGUCCCGACGUACCUCGCUCGAAGCCCAUCAUCAUGAAGCCCGCCCCGCAGUCUGUUGCCCACUCCCCACGGACAACUCGUCGCAACAUGCUCGCUACCGAAUUGACCGAGUCUCUCCGCCGACACUUGUUGUGGGAACGUCAACAGAAGAGUGCGACUGCCAACGCGUUCCUGAAGCGCAGACAUACGGCGCAUGACAUGGCCAAUCUACAAGAAUACCCUGGACCGAAGGGUUCUAAGGGACAGGCAGCCGGCCAGGCCGGUGGUGCUGCAACCAAGGCUACCAGUCAGGGUAAGGACAAAACCGGAUCCUUUACUCAUUACACCGACUUUGGACCUUGGGAAUAUCAUGUGAAGGGGUGGUGAAGCCCUUGACUGAUGAUUCGAUUUACGUCUUCGCCUUCAUUAUCUGUGUCAAAGCAUGUCCUUUCUUCUGGAUCGGUAAUGUUUGUUGACUAUGAUACCCGAUACUCGAACGGCUACUCCUUGUUUCACGUUUCUUUUCUUUUCCAAAACAUGUAAAGACCGCCGACUGAUUAUCAUCCUUGUGACACGUA